CAAAUGUGAACCUUCAACUUUAGAACAUCUUUACCUGACACCCCUACAUUCUGUAUAAGACGGGGAGUCCAAUAAUUGUGACGUCACUGCUGUUGUUUGACCUUUUUGUUCGGCAUCCCAGUUCACACGCUUGGGACUCCAUCUACUCGAGAAAAUGGCUGACAUUCCAGCAGGUGAUCCCACUAAGGGAAAGAAGAUCUUUGUACAAAAAUGUGCCCAGUGCCAUACAGUAGAAGCAGGAGGAAAACACAAGACCGGACCAAAUUUAAAUGGACUUUUUGGAAGACCAACAGGACAAUCACCAGGAUUCACAUAUACAGAAGCUAACAAAAAGAGAGGAAUUACUUGGGGCAGAGAUACUAUAUUUGCAUACUUGGAAAACCCCAAGAAGUACAUACCAGGAACAAAGAUGGUGUUUGCUGGAAUCAAGAAAAAGACCGAACGUGCGGAUCUGAUCGCAUAUCUCGAGGAGGCUACCAAAUAAUGUGAUCUUCGAUUAGCUUAACAAAUUCGAUAUGAAAUUUUCAAGAUUUUUAAUUUAAAAGGUUUUUUACAUUGACAUUAAUUUUGUGUUUUUAAAAUGGCAAAAUUUUAACCAGUUAAUUGCAGUAAUUUCUAUUUUUGGAUAGGUAAUACUCAGGUUGGCAGCAAGCUUUUAUAUAACGUCUGUAAUGUUAAUACAAUAAAUUAACAGAAAAAGCUUAAUGUCAGUUUCUAUUGUAUUUGAUAUACCCGGUUGUACAGAUGUUUUAUGCAACCUUUUUCCUAGGCUUGCCAGUUCGCUUUUACAAGCCACUGAGUGGUCACAGUCACAUGUAUAUGAUUUCACUAAUGUACAUUUUUUUCCAUAGCAAGUAAGAGGCAUUUAUGUUUUAAUGACUGUACUAUAUUUGUUUGAAUAAAAGUUAAAUUUUU
Mercenaria mercenaria is the source of this 915-nucleotide messenger RNA. RefSeq names its product cytochrome c. Gene Ontology annotation, molecular function: heme binding; electron transfer activity. Gene Ontology annotation, cellular component: mitochondrial intermembrane space. Gene Ontology annotation, biological process: mitochondrial electron transport, ubiquinol to cytochrome c; mitochondrial electron transport, cytochrome c to oxygen. The record is from RefSeq and is a predicted model, not a curated record. The coding region runs from base 155 to 484 and encodes 109 amino acids. NCBI's taxonomy places the organism in Eukaryota, Metazoa, Mollusca, Bivalvia, Venerida, Veneridae. The transcript is spliced from 3 exons.